GGGCGGGCCUAAAGGAUCAGAGGUCUACUGAGUGGCGGGCGCUUCUCUGGGGUUGCAGCUCUCGUGGUGGGGCGCCAGGCACGGGACUGGAUGAGAGGAGCCUGAGGCCCUUGCGUUGCAGCCCUCCAUGUGGAUCUGAUGACAGGGCACAGCACUGUGUUUGCCAUGCAGCACGUCCUGGGUGCGCCCCGUGUGGUGUGGAGAGGCCUCCGUGGAAGGGACCUCUUUAUGACCAGGACUCUCUGCAGCCCAGGCCCUAGCCAGCCCAGAGAGAAAAGACCUGAGGAGGUGGCUCUUGGGCUGUACCAUCGCCUCACAGCUCUGGGAAGAGCCCUGGGGCACGACAUUCAACAGCGAGCAUCGUCCACAGCCACGACUUGGUGGGACAGAUAUGAAGAGUUUGUUGGACUCAAUGAAGUUCGAGAGGCCCAGGGAAAUGUGACUGAGGCAGAGAAAGUGUUCAUGGUGGCUCGAGGGCUUGUGCGAGAGGCUCGGGAGGACUUGGAAGUUCACCAGGCCAAGCUGAAGGAAGUAAGGGACCGUUUGGACCGCAUCUCCAGAGAGGAUAACCAGUAUCUAGAACUGGCUACGCUGGAGCACCGGCUGCUGCAGGAGGAGAAGAGGCUUCGUGCAGCCUACCUACGUGCUGAAGACUCAGAGAGAGAGAAGUUCUCCCUCUUCUCUGCAGCUGUGCGGGAAAGUCAUGAGAAGGAGCGCACUCGAGCCGAGAGGACCAAGAACUGGUCCCUCAUCGGGUCAGUCCUGGGGGCCUUGAUUGGUGUGGCUGGCUCCACCUAUGUGAACCGUGUGCGGCUACAGGAGCUGAAGGCCUUGCUCUUAGAGGCACAGAAGGGGCCUGUGAGCCUCCAGGAGGCCAUCCGAGAACAGGCAUCCAGCUACUCCCUCCAGCAGAGGGACCUCCACGACCUCAUGGUGGACCUAAGGGGCCUGGUACAAGCUGGCUCCGGGCAGAGCUCUGGGGCCCAGGCAGGUACUUCCCCCACCCGAGACAGAGGCACAGAUGUCCUUUCAGCUGCCUUGAAAGAGCAGCUCAGCCAUUCCAGGCAGGUCCAUUCAUGUCUAGAGGUUUUACGAGAGCGGCUCGAUGGCUUGGAAAAGACUUUCAGCCAAACGGCUGAGGUGGUUCGGCUUACAAAGGCUGCAGCACACCCAGGCCUGCUGGGGCCAGCAGACAGGGCCCUGCCUGGCUCCUCGCUGGAGCAUGGGAGCAUGAUCUUGGCACUGUCGGACAUGGAACAGAGGCUUGAAGCCCAGGUCAACAGGAACACCAUCUACAGCACGUUGGUCACCUGUGUGACAUUUAUGGCCACACUGCCCGUGCUCUACAUGCUGUUCAGGACCAGCUAGCCCCGGGAGCCUUCAGGGGGCUGAGGGAAUAGCUGUGGAUACAAAUGUAGCUAGAAAAUCCCAACAACAAAGUGAGCCUUUGGGGUGCACACAGCCUCAGCCUGAGGCUGAGCACCAUCUGUGUGGCUUACCAGCAGGCACACUUUUGACUUUUAGAAAAUGUUCAUUUAUGUUAAUUAUCAAAACUUUGUGCUAAUGUCCAAAUAAAAUGUCUUUGGGUUCGUG
Molecule: messenger RNA, 1593 nt
Organism: Hyaena hyaena (striped hyena)
Lineage: Eukaryota; Metazoa; Chordata; Mammalia; Carnivora; Hyaenidae
Gene: CCDC51
Product: coiled-coil domain containing 51
Exons: 5
Coding region: 139-1368 (409 amino acids)
Source: RefSeq, a predicted model, not a curated record